Menidia menidia (Atlantic silverside) is the source of this 969-nucleotide messenger RNA. The record is from the annotation of a GenBank genome assembly. Lineage: Eukaryota; Metazoa; Chordata; Actinopteri; Atheriniformes; Atherinopsidae.
AUGCUGCACUUCGUUGCCAUGACAGCAGAAUUCCUCUUUGUUGUGGGGUUCCUGAUGGGUAGCACUCUGUGCAAUCCCAUAGCCACCUUACCAGUGAGCCGAGAUCGUCUGGAAAGGGUGCUGACCCAAGCCAAGGAGACCAAGCAUCCGGUCAAGCAGGCCCCCGAGGAGCCGCUGGAAUACGCCGCUCAGCAGCAGCUGGAGGGAAUCGAUGCUUUUGGACCUAAUAGGACAGCUUUGAACAGCGCCAGGCCAAACUUCAGCUCCCUAACAGGCGGGAAGUCCCAGGAGCUAUGGAGCGAACAAGACAGCCUGAACCAGAUCGACGAGGGCCCCACCAGCGACGUGGCCCUCUCCCUGGACGCCAUCGACGAGUACGCCUACCCCGACUACAGGGGGAAGGGCUGCAUGGACGAGAGCGGCUUCGUCUUCGCCAUCGGCGAGGAGUUCACCCCGGGCCCGUCCACCUGCCCCUGCCUCUGCACCGACGAGGGCCCGCUGUGCACCAAGCCCGAAUGUCCCAAGGUCCACCCCCGCUGCAUCAAGGUGGACACCAGCCAGUGCUGCCCGCUGUGCAAGGAGAAGAAAAACUACUGCGAGUUCCGCGGCAAGGUCUACGCCUCGCUGGAGGAGUUUAAGGUGUCUCCAUGUGAGAGGUGCCGGUGCGAGCCCAGCGGAGAGGUGCUGUGCUCCGUGGCGGCCUGCCCUCAGACCGAGUGCGUGGACCCGGAGUACGAGCCGGACCAGUGCUGCCCCAUCUGCAAGACCGGUGAGACUCUCUUUUGUUUUGGUGUUUCUUUUCCCAAACAAAGCUGCGGGCCAAACUGCUACGCGGACACGGAGGUGAUCCCAGCCGGCCGAGAAGUGAAGAUUGAUGAGUGCACAAUCUGCUACUGCACAUACGAGGAGGGAACGUGGCAGAUUGAGCGCCAGGCCACCUGCAGCAAAAACGAGUGCCAGCAGAGCUAA